AUUGUUGUGAUAAACUUAUUAAAUAGAUUGAUUGAUUGAUUCUGCUGAAUUGAGCCCUGCUUUUAAUGGCUGUCGUCGCAACAACUCUAGAGCUCAGCAGUGAGUCUUCCAAUCCUGAUGGUGAGCUGCAAAGUGAUGGGAACAAUAAGAAAAAAGGUGUAACGGUAUACGCUACAGAUACUGCUGCCGUCGCUACACAUGAAACAACGACAGUAGCGACGGCUGGCAAGGAAAUUUCUAUAGAACCAUCACCGCAACCAUCCAGACUGCUCCCUCAGAAAGAGUCGGAUCUCUACUUUGCCAACAAGGCAAUGAGACUGGAAAUAGCAGAGGAAAAAUUAAAGCGGGAAUGUCUACUCCCAGAUUUGGAUGGAGAAUUCGUGGCCAUGUUUGUGCUGACAGAAAUUGACCACUGGAACCACGACAGAGAACGAGUAGUGUUGCAGUGUGAGUGUAGUGUGUUGGUGGUGAAUUACAGCUUCAUCACUGAGAAGUGGAGCGAGCUCACCAGGAUCAAUCUCAAAUGCAUAUCCCGCAUACACUUUGCCAAGCAACUCACCUUCAAAAAGAUGUCUCUUCAGUGGCCCAGAGACGAUCCAUGUAUCAAGAUAACAUACCAGCGACUGACUGGACCAGUGACAGUGUCUGAGAACUGGAACCCAUUGGCCAAGCACCUCCCAUGGUGCAUCCUCACUUCACACCCCCUCAAGCGCAAACCAGAGGGCAACACAGACAAAUACGAUAUAAUUUCAUCAAUAUCACUGCCCAGAGACGAUCCAUGUAUCAAGAUAACAUACCAGCGACUGACUGGACCAGUGACAGUGUCUGAGAACUGGAACCCAUUGGCCAAGCACCUCCCAUGGUGCAUCCUCACUUCACACCCCCUCAAGCGCAAACCAGAGGGCAACACAGACAAAUACGAUAUAAUUUCAUCAAUAUCACUGCCCAGAGACGAUCCAUGUAUCAAGAUAACAUACCAGCGACUGACUGGACCAGUGACAGUGUCUGAGAACUGGAACCCAUUGGCCAAGCACAUCCCAUGGUGCAUCCUCACUUCACACCCCCUCAAGCGCAAACCAGAGGGCAACACAGACAAAUACGAUGUUGAGAAGUUCAAGUGUGCUCUGGUUGAGAUGGCGGACAAGUACCGAUUGCAGCAUCCCGAUGCGCCCCACAGUCCAGAAGUGAUACCAGAGGGCACCACGCCCAUCGAGAUGAAUGUGCGAGUAGGACUGUCCUCGUUCAUUGUGAACCAGAGCCAUCUGGCAUAUGCCAAAGACAGAGGUGGAAUACACUUUUGAUUGCCCGCCCGCCCCGCCCCCAUUGUACAAUGAGUUGCUGCCAAUGAGUGAGGCGACAAAUGGUCGAGUCGAAAGCGACAAUUCGCACUUUUUCAAAAAAAAAAAGCAACAAGCGCCCCCCCCCCCACCCCGCACC
Molecule: messenger RNA, 1437 nt
Organism: Symsagittifera roscoffensis
Lineage: Eukaryota; Metazoa; Xenacoelomorpha; Acoela; Convolutidae
Product: tumor protein p63-regulated gene 1-like protein
Exons: 11
Coding region: 66-1301 (411 amino acids)
Cellular component (GO): cytoplasm
Source: RefSeq, a predicted model, not a curated record